AUGAUGGACUCCGAGGAUGUGCUGGAUCUAUACGACAUUGCUGUCUUACUCAACUAUGAACGGAACACUACGGAACCUCGGCUUCGACACACGAAAUUGAGAGAAGUCGCUUUCCCGGGUACACAACCGAAGACGGUCGCACUCAGCAGUCCAAUCGACCAAGGCUGGAACAACAACGCGUCGACUUGGAUCGUAUUGGAUCAGCAGCAGACCAACGAUCCCGAUGCCCCAGACUUGCCCACGGAAUUCCUACCACCGAACAAACGCAAGGAUAGCGCACUCUCCAACGAGGAACUGGAGACGUUGUUCCACCAAGCACGCAACCACGAUGGCUGCUACCAGGCGAUCAGUCUGCUUCAAAUCUUCUUUGCAUUGUUUUCUGAAGAUGCAAAGUUGAGAGUAAGACAUGCGCCCAAUGGUAAGCAGCCAGGCAUGUCUUAUACGACAACAGUCAGUAGACGUGUCAUUGUCGAAGAGUCCUUCCGUGACCCAAAGUUCACCACUGCUAUCUGCGUACUCCCGGAGGGCGCAAUGUAUGUUAGUGGGCAUCAGCCACAACUUCUGCAUGCGGUCGUAGGUUUCUCUCCGCUCGAUAGCGACACGGUUCAAUCCUUCUUCGAUCUCUCGUCCAUGCAGUUCGGCGAUAUAGGACGCGGACCUGGGCCGAAGGGAAAGCAGCUGUUCGCUCUGGAUACCCCCGAGGAGUUUGCCCUGCGUUUCAGCAUGUUGGCUAAGGGUACAGAUCCUAGCAAGAGCGACCGCACUCUAGCGAUCAGUGGUACACCUGUAGACGAUUGGCUUUGGGAAGUGGCGAUGAGGACGAAAAAGAGGUGGAUGAAUAGAGCGACGGAGAAAUGGUGUGGUCACUGUGGAGCACCAGGUGCCAAAUCCAAGUGUGCUGGAUGCGGCGAGGCGUACUAUUGCGGCAAGGACCAUCAAAAGUUAGCUUGGGGAUAUCAUAAAGGAUAUUGCGGGAAGCCUUGA
Molecule: messenger RNA, 984 nt
Organism: Alternaria infectoria
Lineage: Eukaryota; Fungi; Ascomycota; Dothideomycetes; Pleosporales; Pleosporaceae
Exons: 1
Coding region: 1-984 (327 amino acids)
Source: RefSeq, a predicted model, not a curated record